Toxotes jaculatrix (banded archerfish) is the source of this 2742-nucleotide messenger RNA. Its product is annotated as leucine-rich repeat transmembrane protein FLRT2. The transcript is spliced from 2 exons. NCBI's taxonomy places the organism in Eukaryota, Metazoa, Chordata, Actinopteri, Toxotidae. The coding region runs from base 637 to 2742 and encodes 701 amino acids. The record is from RefSeq and is a predicted model, not a curated record. Gene Ontology annotation, molecular function: protein binding.
GAAGAUGCGGAGCAGACCACCGGUGAGCUGAACUUCCUCACCUUCCUGGACAAUUCAAGUCAGAACCGUCCACAUUCAGCAUAAUGCCCCACUUUCCCAGCACCGGAAAACCAAGUGAGACCAGUCUGAAGCCGGAGCAGGAGCAGGAGCGCGGAGCGGACGCAGCGGGCAGGAUGCGGACUUUGUGCCCGGUCUGAGCAUAGCGCUCUGCGGAGAGACUGACAGACCGUGUGGAGGUGCGGCAUGCUUUCCAUAAGGUUUCCAGAUCCAAAUGUCAAGUCCGAGAGAAGCUCUAUUGUUCUGGAGCCAGCAGUGUGUGACAUGAAAGGGAAAGGAAGCGCGGAGGAGGACACCCAAUGAUGACCAUCCAGUGUGCUGUACAAGGCGCCGUCAGUGUGGAGUGCCGUGGAAAGAGCUCUACCCGGUGGUAAAAAUGGGAGAGAGUGUGAAAAUAUGGUGAACAUUACUGAUGCUCAGUAAUGGACAGGGUCUGCUGAAGGAGUCAUAUUGUUUAAUGAGCCCAUUGCUCUUGUAUUGGGAAACUUAGGACAACUAAUUACCAAGGGGAUUACUCAAGACCUUUGGCAGCACCAGGCUGGACACACUGGCGUCUAUUAAGCCAACAGCCAAAAUGUAAUGACUGUUCUGUGGGAAUUUUCAAAUCCCAGUUUCUUAUCAUUUUUGUCUCUGAUUUGGUUUCUGUAUUUUUUGGAUCCCUUUGAAAUGGAGUUACAGUGGCGUUUAUGGAAUAAGGACUGGGCCACUUUUAUAAGGCCGUGGAUACCUAUACUGUUAGGCCUUCACCUCCAGUUCUCCCGGGCCUCCAACUGUCCCGAGGAGUGCCGCUGUGAUCGCACCUUUAUUUACUGCAACGAGCGGAGCCUGACCUCAGUGCCUCUGGGAAUUGGUGAGGGUUAUAAGACCCUCUACCUCCACAACAACCAAAUCAAUAACGCUGGCUUUCCCUUGGAGCUCCACCACGUGGCUUCUGUGGAAACUGUUUAUCUCUAUGGCAACCAGCUGGAUGAAUUCCCCAUUAACCUGCCCAAAAAUGUGAGGGUUCUCCAUCUGCAAGAGAACAACAUUCAGACUAUCUCUAGAGCGGCUCUGGCUCAGCUUCUUUGGCUGGAGGAGCUGCAUUUGGAUGAUAACUCCAUUUCUACAGUAGGGGUGGAGGAAGGGGCCUUCCGUGAGGCAGUGAGCCUGAAGAUGCUCUUCCUCACUAAAAACCACCUCAGCAGCGUGCCUAUUGGUCUUCCAGAUGAUCUGAAAGAGUUGCGAUUGGAUGAGAACCGAAUUGCAGUAAUCGCAGAGGAAGCAUUUAGGAAUGUCACCCGGCUAGAGCGCCUCCUGUUGGAUGGAAACCUGUUGACAGAUGAAGGGAUUACACCAGGAACCUUUCAGGAUCUGGUCACUCUAAGAGAGCUAUCCCUAGCCCGCAACUCGCUCACAUAUCCUCCCCCAUUCCUCCCAGGGGAGGUGCUUGUCAAAUUGAACUUCCAGGAAAAUCAGAUAAACCAGAUCCCUGUUGGGGCAUUCGCACAGUUGCACAAGCUGGAGAAACUGGAUAUUUCAAACAACCAGCUGCAGUCACUGACACAGGGAGUCUUUGAUGACCUCGUCAGUCUCAGACAGCUGACUGUUCGGAACAACCAUUGGAUGUGUGACUGUAGCAUCAAAUGGGUGGUGUCAUGGCUUAAAUCUCUGCCAGCUUCGCUUAAUGUGCGUGGCUUCAUGUGCCAUAAACCUGAAAAGUUCCGGGGCAUGGUGAUUAGGGAGCUGAGUUCUGAGCUGGUCCAGUGCCCACAGAGCACAGUGACUGCUCACCUGUUCACCUCACCGUCUAACUCUGCUCUGAUCCCAUCCCUGUCAUCUUCAACAGACUCCCCUUUAGUCACUCAGUAUGUUUCCUCCUCCUCCAGGCAACCCUUCCCCACAUUAUCCAACGUCUAUCCUAUCUUUACAACCAGAGAGGGGGGCUUGAGGACUAAGCAACCUCUGGAUCCCCGGAGGGAGACAGUGCAAGUCACAUUUGCCAUACUGAAUGGCUCUGCUAUCCACGUCAGCUGGGUGGCCCCCUUUCCAGUCACUGCCUACAAGGUGACCUGGGCCAGAAUGGGCCCCAGUCUGACAGGGGACACCGUCAGGGAAAGGAUAGUGGGUGGGGAUCACCGGGGGAUCCGACUGGCUAACCUCGAGCCAAAGUCCACCUAUCGGAUCUGUGUCAUUCCCUUGGAUGCAUUUAAUAAUUACCGGCCCAAAGACGACACUGUGUGCACUGAAGCCAUGACCACGCCAGCCUCAUUCAGCCCCGACAACAACAAAAGACCAUCAGGGCCCGAGCAGGCCACACAACAAGAACCCAGCUCGCCUUUCUUGCUGGCCGGGCUGAUCGGCGGGGCGGUGAUUGUGGUGCUGGUGGUUCUCCUCAGCAUUUUCUGCUGGCACAUGCACAAGAAGAGCCGCUCCAAAUCUUCCACCAACUGGAAAUACAAUCGGGGUCGGAGAAAAGAUGACUAUUGCGAGGCAGGCACCAAGAAAGAUAAUUCCAUCUUGGAAAUGACUGAGACCAGCUUCCAGAUAGUCUCGCUCAACAAUGAGCAGCUCCUCAAGGGAGAUUUACGCAUUCAGCAUAUUUACACCCCUAAUGGGGGCAUUGGCUUCCGAGACUGCCCCCUGGGGAACAACAGCACAGUCUACUGCAAGAACAAUGUUCAAGAUGCAGACUCGUGUGGCACAUGA